AUGUCGUUUCGAUGUCUUCAUCUGAGAUAUCGCAAGCACACCUUGGCUGACCAGAGCGCAUGCAAUCGCAAGACGGCCUUUCGUUACUACUCUCACGCCCCAGAGCCUGCGUCCUUGAAACAUGAAAGCACAAUCCCCGAAGUCACCAUCAUCCGACCCUGCAAAGGGCUUGAACCCUACCUCUAUGACUGUCUGGCGAGCACGUUCCGUCAGGACUAUGCACGAGAGAAGCUGCACAUCAGGCUCUGCAUUGCGUCCCGCAGCGACCCAGCCCUUCCGGUGCUGGAAAGUCUCGUGAAAGACUUCGGAAGCGAGUACGACGUACAGAUCUUUGUGGAAGAAGAGGAUGAGCUCUUGCAGGGGGGAGGACUACAGCUGGGACCGAACCCGAAGAUCAGGAAUAUGAGCCGGGCCUACCGAGAAGCGGACAGGAGCUCGAAUGGUCUGGUGUGGAUAGUCGACUGCAAUGUCUGGAUCGGCAUACAUACGCUGGGCAGGAUGAUCAGGACGCUGGAGGGCAACAAGUUCGUGCAUCAAUUGCCUCUUAGUAUCGAUGUGACCGAUACUUUGCACCAGGGUUUGAAGGAAACGCGAAGCUGGUGGUCUGUAGGUGGAAGCCGCCUUGACGAGAUGUUCAUGUCGACGGCACACGCCAAGUUUUACACUGCGAUCAACACUGUCCUCAUCGCUCCUUGCAUCGUCGGGAAGAGCACCAUGUUCCCGACGAGCUACUUGGACAGUCUUACUGAAGGCCAAGGCAUUGACUACUUCAGCUACAACAUCUGCGAGGACCACCUCAUUGGUGACUUGCUCUGGAAGGGGGAGGUACCUGAAGAGAAAGCAGGCUCGAAGUUGGGCAAACACGCGAUGUGUUUCGGGGACUUGGCCAUACAGCCGAUGGUGAACACAAGCGUGAGCGAGUACUGGAACAGGAGAGUACGGUGGCUGCGCGUGAGGAAGUUCACGGUCACACUUGCAACAUUGGUGGAGCCUGGGACAGAGAGCUUUCUUUGCUCUACCUACGGCGCAUACGCUGUCACGAGCUUGCCGUUCUUCCAUGAGUCUCUCAGCAUACCUCAGACUUGGGCAGCCUUCGCCAUCUUCUGGCUCAUCAGCGUAAGUCUGUGGUGCGCGAUGGAUUGGACGCUGUACCGCAAGCUUCACUCUGGUGCUUCGGUGUGGACGAGCUCGCAGAUGCAUGUGCCGGAGUUCGCGAAGCAUGCGAAGGGCGGCAAGAGUCGGCCUCUUCGCGAGUGGCUAAUGACAUGGAUCGGGCGGGAAGCGCUGGCACUGCCGAUAUGGGCAUGGGCGUUCUAUGGUGGAACCGCUGUGCAGUGGCGCGGGAAGAGCUUCUGGGUAGGGACAGAUAUGAAAGUGCAUGAAAUUGAGAGCGACGCGAACAAGACGAAUGGGCAUGCGGUUAUGACGAAUGGGAAGGCCAGGUACGACUGA
This is a messenger RNA of Saxophila tyrrhenica, 1452 nucleotides long. It is a transcript of the gene HSX11, whose product is annotated as Ceramide glucosyltransferase. Gene Ontology annotation, molecular function: ceramide glucosyltransferase activity. NCBI's taxonomy places the organism in Eukaryota, Fungi, Ascomycota, Dothideomycetes, Mycosphaerellales, Extremaceae. The transcript is spliced from 2 exons. Bases 1 to 1452 code for a protein of 483 amino acids. Gene Ontology annotation, cellular component: membrane. The record is from RefSeq and is a predicted model, not a curated record. Gene Ontology annotation, biological process: glucosylceramide biosynthetic process.